UCCACUCAGUGUGCUGGCUUGUUGCUUGGAUACACUGUCUGUUCUACGCCCGCUCCAUAUACUCGCGUUACGCACCAUUAAUGAUCGACUCCGGGCAUCAAAUUCAAAGCCUGUCAGUGACAAUACAAACAACAAAACAUCACUCACAAUUACAGAUAAGGUGUCUAACGUUUGCCAAUGUGGACAUACAGAAGUGACACUCAAGUGGCUACUGAGGAGCUGCAGUCACAGGUGCGCACAGCCAGUCGCUGAUCAUGGCGGAGCUACAGCUACAGCAUGAAGUGGAGCCUCAACUUCUCAAUGGGGACGACUUGAACGAGGAGAGAGAAGAUGCAGACACCUCAGAAUCAUUAAAGAAAAGGAGAAGAAAGAAGAAGAGGAAUAAGGCAUCCGCACCAGCAGGGACAAAUGAGGCUGAGGGGGAUGGAGAUGCCGGAGGUGUUGGUGAUGUGACAAAACAGUUGGAGCAGCAAACACUGGAGGACAAGGAGAGGGAGGAGGAUGGAGAAGAAGAUGGGGAAGAGGGAGAGAACUCAGCUGGAAAGAAGAAGAAGAAGAAGAAAAAGAAGAAAGGAUUGAAGGGACAGACUGACCCUCCCUCAGUCCCUAUUUGUGAGCUGUAUCCCAACGGAGACUUUCCAAAGGGAGAGGAGUGUGAAUAUCCCCCAUCAAAAGACGGGCGCAGCGCAGCGUGGCGGACCACCAGCGAGGAGAAGCGGGCGUUGGACAUGGCCAACGAGGAGAUGUGGAGCGAUUUUAGGCAGGCGGCUGAGGCACACCGGCAGGUCCGCUCCUACGUCAGGAGCUGGAUCAAACCAGGGAUGACUAUGAUUGACAUUUGUGAGAAGCUGGAAGACUGCUCCAGGAGGCUCAUCAAAGAAAACGGGCUAAAGGCAGGCCUGGCCUUCCCCACCGGCUGCUCCAUCAACCACUGUGCUGCUCACUACACCCCAAACGCAGGAGACCCCACCGUGCUGCGCUAUGACGACGUCUGCAAAAUUGACUUUGGAACACACAUCAACGGUCGGAUAAUCGACUGUGCCUUCACCGUCACUUUCAAUCCAAAGUAUGACAGGCUGCUGGAGGCUGUGAGAGAUGCAACUAACACUGGCAUCAAGUUUGCAGGAAUUGAUGUGCGCCUGUGUGAUGUUGGCGAGACCAUUCAGGAGGUCAUGGAGUCCUAUGAAGUGGAGAUAGAUGGGAAAACAUAUCAAGUGAAGCCAAUCAGGAAUCUCAAUGGCCACUCUAUUGGACAAUACAGGAUACACUCAGGAAAGACAGUUCCUAUUGUAAAAGGCGGAGAGGCCACGAGGAUGGAGGAAGGUGAAGCUUAUGCCAUUGAGACAUUUGGCAGCACAGGAAGAGGUGCAGUGCACGAUGACAUGGAGUGCUCACAUUACAUGAAAAACUUCAAUGUUGGACACGUGCCAAUAAGACUUCCAAGGGCUAAACAUCUGCUCAAUGUGAUCAAUGAAAACUUUGGCACCUUGGCAUUCUGCCGCCGCUGGCUGGACCGCUUGGGUGAGAGCAAGUACCUGAUGGCAUUGAAGAAUCUGUGUGACCUUGGCAUCAUGGACCCGUACCCACCUCUCUGCGACAUCAAGGGCAGCUACACCGCCCAGUACGAGCACACCAUCCUACUCAGGCCCACCUACAAGGAAGUAGUGAGCCGUGGAGACGACUACUAAGCAUGCGUGAAAACUCAAGUCGAACCAGCAGGAGCAUGACAGCUCAGAGACAACAAACCUCUUAAGACUGAUAGCAAUUAUGCAAUAUUUCUCCAAACUAAAUUUCCACUGCUUGAGUACCUUUAGGUAAUCGUUUUAGCAAGAGCAAGAGACUUGUGUCAUGGCAGUAGCUUACUAGUUAUUUAUUUUCCAAAGGGUCAAGCCAAUAGAUAAAGGGCAUAUCUUUAAGAAAUGUAGUGUUGUCAUUUUAGUUAUAUUUUGAUGUGCUGCUUUUAGAAAAUAUGCAAAGGAAAUAUAUGCAAAAGAAUAUGCAAAAAAGGUUUUGGCGAACACCUCGCCUAAAAAUGCUAUGCUUUGUUGCCUUGUUAAGACCUUGUGAGGAAAAACAACUGCUAUGAAAUAUUUAUAUUUCUAUAUUUCUUUGCUCUAUUUUGAUUUUAGGCAGUUUUAUAAUAAAUAAAUUGUUAUAAAUCUCG
Messenger RNA from Thunnus maccoyii (southern bluefin tuna), 2164 nucleotides. RefSeq names its product methionine aminopeptidase 2-like. The record is from RefSeq and is a predicted model, not a curated record. Lineage: Eukaryota; Metazoa; Chordata; Actinopteri; Scombriformes; Scombridae. Bases 255 to 1688 code for a protein of 477 amino acids. The transcript is spliced from 12 exons. Gene Ontology annotation, biological process: proteolysis. Gene Ontology annotation, molecular function: metalloaminopeptidase activity.